AUGUCUUCUGAUCCAAUCACGUCCGCUUUCUCCCCUUCGGGUGCAGAAGUUAUCGCCAGGUCCCUAGAAGUCGACAUCGAUCACACCGCCGACCAGCUCUCCGCGGACGAGUUCAGCACGUUCUACGAGAUUGAGAGGACGGCCCAGGCGAUUUUGAAUGGAGGAUUCAGCCAGAUUGCUCUCCAGUUCCCUGAUGAGCUUCUCCACGACUCCGUACCCAUCUUUCGUCUCCUGAAGCAGAGAGUUGGUCCAGGCCGCGAUCUAUACGUCUUGGCUGACACCUCAUACGGGAGCUGCUGCGUGGACGAAGUGGCCGCCCAGCAUGUCGAUGCAGACCUCAUGGUACAUUACGGGCACGCGUGCAUGAGUCAGACGUACCGCUUGCCUGUAAUAUACGUUUUCGGGAAGAAGCUGAUCGACGUCGACCAAUGCGUGAACAAGUUCGCAGCCCUCGUGCGGGCAUUGCCGCCGCCGGAGGAAUCAGAAGGCAAGAACAGGGUGGCGCUUAGAUAUGAUGUUGCGUAUCACCAUCGCGCAGGGGAGAUAUUGGACAAGCUACGAGAAAGCACCCAGGACCUCCCCGUCGAGAUCACCUGCCACCUACUCCCCACGCGUCUCGACCCGCCCGUCGCCAAUCCAGCGCCGCCAACAGACGCAGCAGACUCUUCUCCUGAAAACUCCACCGAGGCGCCACCCUCAACAAUCCUCUACAUCGGUCCCGAGUCCCUAGGGCUCACAAACCUCCUCAUGACACACUCCUCCUCCCAGGUCUACUCCUACGACCCCUCCUCCUCUGCCUCCUCCACGCGCCUCGAAUCCCCAAAAUCGAACCGCCUACUCAUGCGCCGCUUCGCAGCCGUCCAAAAAGCGCGCGACGCAGACGUGUUCGGCAUCCUCGUCGGGACGCUCGGCGUCGCGUCGUACCUCCCGCUCAUCGCGCACCUCCGCGCGCAGCUCGCGCGCGCGCGCAAGAAGAGCUACACGAUCUCGGUCGGGAAGCUGAAUCCGGCGAAGCUCGCGAAUUUUAUGGAGGUGGAGUGUUUUGUGCUUGUGGCGUGUCCGGAGAAUAGUGUGGUGGAGUCGAAGGAGUUCUUCAAGCCGAUUGUGACACCGUUUGAGCUUGAGGUUGCGCUUAUGCCGGAGGGAACGUGGACGGGGAGAUACGUCCUCGAUUUUGAGCAGCUCCUCGCGGAGAGCAAGGCCUUAGGAACUGACGAGGAACGCGACGUGAACGGCGACGAAGAUGAAGAGGACAGAGACCGCCCCUCGUUCUCCCUCGUCACUGGCAAAUACAGAAGCGCACGGCAGUUCCGAGGAAUCAGCGCAAGCAACAUGGACCCGAGCGCCAUCGUCCUGCGGAACCAAAACGGGACGGUCGCAACGCUUGCGGACAGCGCAGCGGCACUGUAUUUGCAGUCGAGGACGUACCAGGGUCUGGAGGCGCGUGUGGGCGAGGACGCGCCGAGUGUGCUGGAGCAGGGGCGUAGCGGGAUUGCAAGGGGGUAUGGGGACGAUCGGAGGUUGGGUUCGAAGGAUGUGGAGGUGGGCAAGUGA
Coniophora puteana RWD-64-598 SS2 is the source of this 1554-nucleotide messenger RNA. RefSeq names its product diphthamide biosynthesis protein. The transcript is spliced from 7 exons. Gene Ontology annotation, biological process: protein histidyl modification to diphthamide. Lineage: Eukaryota; Fungi; Basidiomycota; Agaricomycetes; Boletales; Coniophoraceae. The coding region runs from base 1 to 1554 and encodes 517 amino acids. Gene Ontology annotation, molecular function: 2-(3-amino-3-carboxypropyl)histidine synthase activity. The record is from RefSeq and is a predicted model, not a curated record.